CAACAAUCAGUGGGCACUUCACAAAGAAUAAUAUAAAUCAGACACCUCCAGUGUGCGUUAGUUUACAUAUUUUGUAGAAACACUCGUAUAAGUUACCUGAAAAACAACUACAAUGCCAAAAUAUUACUGUGAUUACUGUGAUACAUACCUAACACAUGACUCUCCCUCGGUGAGAAAGACACACUGCAGUGGCAGGAAACACAAGGAAAAUGUUCGCCUCUAUUAUCAGAAAUGGCUGGAAGAACAGGUCCAAAAACUGGUAGAUGACACAACUGCAGCAUUCAAGGCUGGUUCAUCAGGCCCUAAGCCAGGCCCCAUGCCUGUGGGCCCAAUUCCUGGACCCCCCGGGAUGGUUCCUACUGUGGCCUCUAUGGGCGGCCCGAUGGGUAAUCCAAUGCCUCUAAUGGGGCCACCAAGACCAGGACCCAUGAUGAUGCCUGGUAUGCGACAGAUGGUCCCAAUGGGAGGGAUGGGUGGAAUGGGUAUGGGUCCUCCAAUGCAGUUCCGACCAGGCGGCCCGCCCAUGAUGGGAGGACCCCCAGGGCCUAGGAUGAUGAACAGAUAAUCUGCAGUUUAACACCCAAUGACUGGUUUAUGCUAUUGUUUCAAAUAUGUGUGACAAUUGACUGGGUUUAGCAGUGUAAUAAGAUUUUGCACAAUGGUAAAUGUGGUCAUCUAUUUAUCUGUAGUUGACAAGGUGUCACAUGAAUUUAAACAAAGUUUUCUGAUGUGUUGUUCCUUAAAGUGAAAAUUGGAAAUGCUCCAAUACUGUGUGUGUGUCUAGACGCAAGAGUUAUGUCUUGUCUAAAAAAUCUAUACUAAGAAAAAUAUGCCACUUUUUUAUCAGGAACAAUUUUAUAUUUUCUUCUAAUAUAAAGGAGUUCUCUUAAGUUUGAACAUGUACAUUAAAUUUUGUAAUAACUUGUAUUUUUAGGUGUAUUGAAUGAGCCAAGCCAUUUGUUUUUGUUAAAUUAUAAUUCAUGCUGUAAAAUGUUUUGUAAAUUCAAUUUGACAACAAGGUUUUUAGUUAAAAUAAUCAGUUUAAGUUUAGUCAAAACUAUUGUCGAUGUUUUAAAUACUGGUAUCUUGAUACUGGCUUACCAUUCAUAUGUCACAGAUUUCAAUUUUGAACAUUCAUUGUCAUUUUAUCAUGAUCUUUGCAAUAAAUGUAUUAAUAUCAUAUACUU
Messenger RNA from Mya arenaria, 1187 nucleotides. Its product is annotated as U1 small nuclear ribonucleoprotein C-like. Gene Ontology annotation, biological process: mRNA splicing, via spliceosome; spliceosomal snRNP assembly; mRNA 5'-splice site recognition. The transcript has 5 exons. The record is from RefSeq and is a predicted model, not a curated record. Gene Ontology annotation, cellular component: U1 snRNP; nucleus. Lineage: Eukaryota; Metazoa; Mollusca; Bivalvia; Myida; Myidae. Gene Ontology annotation, molecular function: pre-mRNA 5'-splice site binding; zinc ion binding. Bases 113 to 565 code for a protein of 150 amino acids.